Messenger RNA from Gigantopelta aegis, 437 nucleotides. RefSeq names its product nuclear pore complex protein Nup133-like. The record is from RefSeq and is a predicted model, not a curated record. NCBI's taxonomy places the organism in Eukaryota, Metazoa, Mollusca, Gastropoda, Neomphalida, Peltospiridae. Gene Ontology annotation, molecular function: structural constituent of nuclear pore. Gene Ontology annotation, biological process: protein import into nucleus; transcription-dependent tethering of RNA polymerase II gene DNA at nuclear periphery; poly(A)+ mRNA export from nucleus. The transcript is spliced from 3 exons. Gene Ontology annotation, cellular component: nuclear pore outer ring. Bases 11 to 430 code for a protein of 139 amino acids.
CUCUGUGAACAUGCCGAGAAGCUACAGGCUGCGAUUGCAUUGCGAGAAUUACACAGCGAGAUCACUGAUGUCAACACUUGUUUGGGUUGUGUUUCCACAGGGAGUUCUGAGUAGUGCUCUGCAGUAUCGCCAGUGUAAGGCGGCAGUGUUCCAGUCGGUGGCGGAUGAGCUGUCUGAUUUUGAGUACGUUCCGUGGACCUCGUCUGGUGGAAGCAGGGGCCUCUGCACUCUCAUAUCAAAACAGUUUAACAUUACACUAGAAAGCGGUGUGCCAGAAGCAAAGAACGUGGAGGGUAGAGGUGUGUUGUUUGAACAAGUGCUUCGAAUGGCUGAUCUCUUGUUAGAUGGCUACAGUUGUCAGCUGGAAUCUCUUCGACAGAAUCCAGAAAAGUCUGAACAGUAUCAACAGUUGAAAUAUGAACAAGAAUGAUCCAAGC